Molecule: messenger RNA, 5418 nt
Organism: Xenopus tropicalis (tropical clawed frog)
Lineage: Eukaryota; Metazoa; Chordata; Amphibia; Anura; Pipidae
Gene: rnf152
Product: ring finger protein 152
Exons: 2
Coding region: 805-1416 (203 amino acids)
Biological process (GO): negative regulation of TORC1 signaling; protein polyubiquitination; protein ubiquitination
Cellular component (GO): lysosome; lysosomal membrane
Molecular function (GO): ubiquitin protein ligase activity
Source: RefSeq, a predicted model, not a curated record
GUGGGCUGAAGGGGCUUGGGAGAGGAAUAAGGACUGGUUAGAGGAAUGAGAACUGGUUACAGAAAAAUAAUAUAUGUCAUCCUGCAGGGACAUUGCACUCAGCAGCAAACAAACAGAGCUCUUGUGCUAGGGUAUUUAUUACAUUUUUGCCCUGUGCCCCCAACCCUAAAUCACACCAGCUGGGAAAGAGUUAGACUGCAGGAUUACCAGGCUGUAUGUUCCUGUGUCACCCCUAAGGUCUUAUAUGUAGGGCUAAGAAGAGCCAAGUCCAGGGAAUUUCACUGUAGCCAUGCAUGUUGGGACCUGCCAUUAAAUAACAGCUGGAGGGUUCAUGGGUGUGCAUAAGGCUUAAGGAAUAUCCCCCCAUACUUUUGCUUGUAAGGAUGGUGGUGAUGGACAGCAGCUUAUUGGUUAAAUAGGUUGAUUUUAGUAGGUGGUCUGCUUGCAUUUCAGAUGGGAAAGGGGAGGGGGUGCAGUGAUUUACUUUUUUUCCGGGAGGAGCUGGGAAGAAGGCAAAUGAUGAGGAGGAUGUUAUGAUUGGGCUUGCUCUCCGUCUGGGAUUCACUGCAGGCAGAACAAAGCGUCCUUACUGCUCGGCUUCCUGCUUGUCGCCUCCUGCCUGCAGAACAGUGAACAGGUCCAGCUGAUAACAUCAUGCAGGCUGAGGGGAGCCACUGACACACCAGAUUAAUUGGAUUUACAACCCAACAAAGGUUUCACUGGGUUCCUACAAUACCUGAUUAGAAAUACUAACAGUUUUCACUUGAGCUACUGCAAGAAAUUGAAAAGCCAUCUAAGAUUAUAAUGGAAACAUUGUCCCAGGAUUCUUUACUGGAAUGCCAAAUUUGCUUUAAUUAUUAUAGCCCUCGAAGAAGGCCAAAGUUACUUGACUGUAAACACACAUGCUGCUCAGUCUGCUUACAGCAAAUGAGGGCUAGUCAGAAAGACCUUAGAUGCCCGUGGUGCAGAGGUGUGACUAAGUUGCCACCUGGAUAUUCUGUGUCCCAGCUGCCUGAUGACCCAGACGUUGUUGCUGUAAUUGCAAUUCCUCAUGCUUCAGAAAAUACCCCAGUGUUCAUUAAGUUGCCUAGCAAUGGAUGCUACAUGUGGCCUCUGCCCGUAAGCAAAGAAAGGGCUUUGUUACCUGGCGAUAUUGGCUGCCGGCUACUACCUGGAAACCAACAAAAACCAGUCACAGUUGUGACCAUGCCAAUGGAACAACAUCCUUUGCAUGGCAACAUUUCGCAGGACAUUGUAGAAGAAGAACAUGAAAGAAGAGGGGUUGUUAAAAGCUCUACCUGGUCUGGAGUUUGCACUGUGAUUUUGGUAGCAUGUGUACUAGUCUUCCUUCUUGGGAUUGUCCUCCAUAAUAUGUCUUGUAUUUCAAAGCGUUUUACUGUAAUAUCUUGUGGUUGACUCUUACACUCUCAUUAUGUGCUUGCACCUAUGUUUCUUUAGAAUAGGGCUGUAUCAAAACUGCACACAGCAGCAUUGCAAACUGAUAAAGUGUCAACUAAACCUAAGUUGGAACUUUUUUCUUUAAUAAAUGAAUGAGCCCUAUAGGGAAGUCUUGCUCCCCAGCAGCGUGGAUAGAGCUAAUGAAGAUUGCAUGUACAGCCAUUAAUCGUCUGCAAAAAACUGCAAAGACUAGCGUGAUGUUUUUGACUGUAGGGUAGUAUAAGACUAUGUCUUCUUCAGCUCAUUGUGCAUCUUAGACCAAUGUAAGUCUUUAUCAAGGCUACUGUUCUUUUUCAUACCUACUUAAUUCAGUUAAAAGAUCAUCUGUUAAGGACCAGCAAAAACAUGAUUUUGCACAAAUUGGCAGUAGGUACAAAUUUCAAGAUUAAGGAAAUAUUUUUAAAUGGUGUGUAGAAAUGUGGAAAUGUAUGGUUAAAUUAGCCAUUAAUUAAACCAACCAUAUGUAUCUACCUGCAUCUCAGGUCUUCAAAUAUUCACAGAUAUGUCUCUUUGCUAAACUGGUGUUUAAUCGUGGUACUGUUGUUGUACUGCUAUAACCCUGUGUUCUCAGAUGAUCUUUCUUUUUUCAGGUACAUAUAAUUCUGGUGAGGCAGAAUGUCUUAAAAACAGAAUUGUAAUUUGAUUACAUCAUAUCAUGUUUUCAUAACUUGUCUUUGUUGCUAAAAUGUUGUGAUGCACGUUUCCCAUACCACAUUUCUGUCCUUUGGUGGAAAAACGGCCAACCAUCUGCAAUAAAGUUGUCACACCACUGUUGCAUGAAGUUCUCCUUUUUUGGUGGAUCAUGCAUUAAAGCAAAAUAAACAGGAAAGGGCUGAUAUAUAGAACUAUAGGUACCAAAUACACCAAGGGUCAGCAAAGAAACCUGCAAAUGGGCAUGGCAGAAUUUUGUAUUGCAUAAUAUUCAUCAACAUCUGUGUUGUUUCCAUUUGUUAAACUGAGAGACAUCUGUUUCUGUAAAGCCUAGUUGGCUUAACUCUUUAUUGUAUGGCACAGGAAUCACUCAAAUGGUCAUGUUGACUGUGAGAUUAUUAUAGGAAAAUGAGAUGUAGAAUUUUAGAUUCUGAUUUCUGAGAUGUUUAAGAGCUGAUAUUCCAUGAGAUGCUUUUUAAGCCGUCAGCUAUGUUUUUUCUGUCUGUUAUGUUUUAAUGUAUCUGUUUGUUUGCUUUGUAUUUAGGGUUUAAUCAUGAAGCUGUACUGCAACCAGAUUUACUCUAUUGUUUAUAUAUAUAUAUAUAUUGCCCUAACAUCAACUUAUUAAUGUACAGUGUAUUACAGUUAGAUGUUUUUCUAUUUUUUAAUGUUUAAGGAGUUUUUCUGCAAUUCCAUUGACUGAAUGUAAAAAAAACAAAAACAGAAUAAGGUAAUGUCAUAUAUGCACCCCUGUAUUUAUCACAUAAUAAGGUCUUAUUCUCAGACAAACCCUCUUAUUAGAGGGACUUUAGCACAGAAACCUUCAGCUAUGGCAAGAAUACACCGGAUGUGUGUUAAUACACUAUGGGGCCUAUUUACUAUGCUGUGUAAAACUAAAUUUGCUGUAAAAAACGGUGGAAAAAGCUGUGUAAAAUGAUUGGUGAUUUUAUCAAAUUUUAUUUUACGCUGUCUGAAUGCCAGAUUUGAAGUCAUUAUUUUAUACUGUUUCAGACCUUGUGUAAGUUCCCACAGAAGUUGCUCUAAGAAAAAAUGCACAAAAAGAUUGUGGCGUUUUUUUAUGCGGGCGAAGCCUGUUGACAUGUGGCAAAUUUUGUUGCUGUUUUUUACACUACAUAAUAAAUAUGCCCCUAUGCCAUUAGGUAUCGCCUAGUUGUGCUUGUUGCACAUGAUCAUACUGAAAUGUAGAGGUUUGAAAAACAGUUUGAUUCUUUAUUUGUAACUAAUAAUUACCAAUCAGAAUUCUCCCUUGGCAGACUGUAUAUCUGACAGUGUUCCACUGAUACCAUCAAUAAGUGUCUGAGAAAAUUCCAAGGACACCAUUACGGGAAUUAGAGCAGCAAUGUUAAUAAGAAGAGUAUGAAAUAGAACAGUUUCAAAUAGCAAGCAAGGUUAUAGCUGUAAAUUUCGUUUUAUAGAAGAUACAACAAUUAGGAAAAAGGAAGUUGGUUCAGAAUUAAUGCCAAGGUAAAGGGGUAGAUGUCAAACCUACAUUUUAUUACAGUUUUCCUUUAAUAAAGAAAAUAAAAAUCUAAACCUUGGUUUAAAACACACAGGAUUCCAUUUUUAAGAAUUCUAAGAAAUUUGCAGAUUAAUGUUAUGUGAACAGCGGCCAAAAUACUGGUUGUUUAAACUGCAGCAGGUUUGUCAUGUUUGGGCCCAUUUUUGUGCCUACACAGGAAAGUUGUUAAGCACAGCCCCAGUGCUUUGAAUUGGACAAUUUCAGCUGCUAACAGCUGCAACUUUUCUGUGUUUCGAUUAAUACAGCUUUGUAAUGAGGACAUUGUAUUCAUGCUUCUUGCCUUUACACCUCUGUAUUAUAAGCAUUUAUAUAAUGAGUUAAUGUUUUUAAUAAUAUUUUGUAACUUGGACCUGAGAUUGAUUUUAUCACUCAUGAUAUUGACAUGUGCCAUUAAAAAAAGUCCAAUUUGAAGUUUCCAAUUGUAAAGGAUCUUAUAAUGACUAAUAUAUUUAUAUUUGAAAUGUGACUUUAAGAAGGCCACAUUUUAUUAACUUUGCAAUACUUAUUCUAGUUGCCAAAUUUGUCUUUGUAGAAGUAAAUCAAGGUAGAGGCCGUAAGAAGGCUGUAUAAAAUCUUUACUUUGUGUCAUCAUGCAGAGUCUAUAGUGGAAGCAACAGUGUUGUCCCACUCAUAUACCAUCCUACAAUUCUCCAUGCAUAUUAUCAAGGGCUAACAACACUAUAACCGCUUCCCUAAGCUUUGAUUUCAGAGUAAUAUCAGCAAGCAAAAACUACAAAAGAAUCCCAAUAUGUUAGAAACGCUCCAAAGAUAAGAGCCACUGUCCCAGGAAAAAGUUACCCCAUAAGCAAAAUAGUUUGUUUAACUGAACUAAACAGAUACACUGAAGUUUAUAAAUGUAAAAAGCAGAAUAUGAACAGCACUUGUUCAGGAAUAUGUAUAAAAUGAAAUGGUAUUAUGGUAUAUUUGAAUAAAUUAUGUGAUGGCAGUAUCAAUUAAAAGUUAUACUAAUACUGUUGGGGGCCUGUGGUCAUGUGUAUCCCCGGCACCACAAUCUUAACAUGGGACUUUUUAUUGUUUUGCUAAAAAUAGGGUUUUGUUACAAUAUCUGAUGUCCUAAGCAGGAAAAUAACAGACUAGAGCUCACAUGUAGAUAGGUUCAAGCAAGAAGAGCAGCACCUGGUGUUUUAUUCUACAAGGCCCAAAAUAUAAUUAGAAAGGAAAAAAUGAAACAAAGAAAUACUCUGCAUGGCAGACCUUGUGAAUUAUAUGGACUCCAUAUUCAUGGCAGUGUCAGCAUAAUUUCCAAGUAUUUUUCUAUGUUUUUUGGAGUGUCUGAAACCACUGCCAUAUACAUAGUUACAUGAAACCUUAAUCUUUUAUUACCUUCAUAAAAAAACAGUAAACUGAUUGAGGGAAGGUUACCUUGUAAGAAUGUGGUCUGUAUAAUUCUUAGAUUCCUGUGACAUCUUCGGAAUGUUUGCAUAAUUGUCCUAUUUCCAGCAGCACUAAAAGUGAUGUUGAACAUUUCCUAAGGCUGUUGAUGCUUAAGGGAUUCACAAAAACCCAUAUAACUCGAAUACAAAUAAGCAGCAUUCUAAAUAUAUCUGGUUCUUUAGGGAAAAAACUAAGUACUCUGUACAAGGAACAGAAUAUGAUAAGGCACAUUCAGUGGCAUUGUUCCUAUAUGUAGGUUGCAUUUUUACAGGUUAAUGUUACUUUUCAUACUGCCAAUAUAAAUUGUAGUAGAAAUAAGACCUAUAAUACAUGUAUUUUAUUAGUAAGGAAAUAAAGGAACUUUGUUAAUAAUA